Molecule: messenger RNA, 1032 nt
Organism: Dendrobium catenatum
Lineage: Eukaryota; Viridiplantae; Streptophyta; Magnoliopsida; Asparagales; Orchidaceae
Exons: 1
Coding region: 1-1032 (343 amino acids)
Source: RefSeq, a predicted model, not a curated record
AUGGGUCCUAAUUGGGAUUUUUUCAUUCUACCUUCGAAGGGAUUAUCUGGUGGCAUUAUGAUUCUAUGGAGAUUUGAUAUUGGUUCAUUCACAGUGCUAAAGAAUAUAGAUCAAUGUGUUAUUGGUGAUCUUAAUGCCUUUAAUAAUGGUUGUUGGAUGAUUACUACUGUUUUUGGGAACAAGGAGGCUUACAAGAGAAGAUUGUUUUGGGAUUGCAUACAAGAACAAUCACAAAGGAAGAUUCCAUAUGUAAUUGGAGGAGACUUUAAUUGUAUUCUUUCACAAGAGGAAAAGAGAGGAUGUAAGAAAUUUGUCUACUCUCAAGGUUCCUUAGAAAUGCUUAAGUUUAUGAAUGAUAACGACUAUCAUGAUAUUGGGAUGGUUGGUCCAAGAUAUACUUGGUGCAAUAAUAAACAUGGAAGUGCAAGAAUUUUAGAACGUUUGGAUAGAUGCUUGUUGAACUCAUUGGCUAUACAAAAGAUUCAAAUUGUAAUGGUUAGACACUUAGCUAGAUUGGCUUCUGACCAUUGCCCUAUUGUGCUAAAAAUUUUUGUUGAAAUUAGAAGCAUGGCAAGAUGUAUUAAAUUUGAAGAUGUAUUGUUAUCGUUCAAGACAUCAAAACACAUUGUUUCAAAAACCUGGAAGAAAUAUUUUGUUGGGGAUGAGAUGGAAAUACUAAACAAGAAAUUUAAGAAAGCAUUAAAUGACUUAUUCCAUUGGAGCAAGAAUAAGCUUGAAGAUUUUUCUAGAGAAAAAUCCAGAUUAAAGGCUGAAAUUCUUUUACUCCAAGAAGAAGAAGCUACCAAUGGCUGGCUGGAAGAUGAGAAGGUUUGGAUGCUUAAAUCUAAAGUAAAAGAACUCAAUGUUAUUCUCAAUCACUUGAACACUUGGUGGAAGGAAAGGGCAAAAGUGAAGUGGAAUGUUGAAGGUGAUUCAAACACCAAGUUCUUUCAUUCAUUUGCCAAUGCUAAAAGAAAUACCAACUGGAUCUCUCAUGAUAAAAAUAUGGAAGGCCAAAUCACCGAAGAUUAA